Molecule: messenger RNA, 2093 nt
Organism: Moneuplotes crassus
Lineage: Eukaryota; Ciliophora; Spirotrichea; Euplotida; Euplotidae
Source: the annotation of a GenBank genome assembly
AUGGAACCAUCAAGUAAUAACCAGAAGAUUGCAGUGGAAGUCAGGAUUGGAAGUAACGAGGACAGCAUUGAGUUUGACAAAACUAUUUGCAAGAAGCUAUCGUUAGACCUAAGGAAAUAAAGACCAGUUUAAUGCUAAUAUAAUCAUACCUAGUAAGACAGAGCCAUCAGAGAGGCAUGAUGAGUCUAUAUUAUCCGGAUGCAAUGAGAACUAUUUCAAUCAGAAUUAUGUCUAUGAGGAAAAGAAUAAAGGUAAUUGGAACAACCCUUCUCGCUUAAUGAAAGAUGAAAUAGACAAGCUGAUGUUUGACCCAAACCAGAGAAGAAACUAUUUUGAUUACAAGAGAGAAAGUUCAAAGUCUGAUAAUGUGGUGUCACCAGCCAAAAAGGACCAAGAAUUCGAUCUCUGUGAAGAUUUAGCUAUUAUCCCAACCAAAAGUGAUAUUGAUAAAAAUGAAAAUGUUCAGAUAAAUGAGAAAGAAUAUGAUUUCUUUGAAGACAGAUUAAUUAAGUCUCGAGCCCCAGCUCAUACUGUACGCAUUAGAAAUCAAGAUAGCUCCACACUCAUUGCUAGAGACUUCUCUCUUUUGUCACCUCCUAUUAAAGAAAAUGGAGCUCAGUGCCAAGAGAGACCCGAAGAUGAAAAAUCAGAAAAGAAACCUAAGAAAACUUGGAAGGACAGAAUGAAGCAAAAGUUCGGUAAAUUCAUGUACAAAGUAAACCAUGCUGGAGGAGUAUUUGGUGAGUACAACAAACUAGACUUUAAAAACUGUCGGAAGAAAGUUAUCAAACUGAUGGGUGGCCACUGCUUCGAGGAUCCUAAAUGCAAGGAAGACCUUGAGGAUAUCUUUAAAAACAUCAUUCUUUUCACUUAUCGCAGAGAUUUCCAAACCCAUCUUGAAAGUAUUAAUAAGAAGACGGGUAAACCACAGAAGUUGAAAUCAGACUUCGGUUGGGGCUGUAUGAUCAGGUGUGGCCAGAUGAUGAUCGCCAAUGCUCUACUGCUCCAUCUCAAAUACCUUAUCUUUCGGGAUCAUAGGAAGAUCCGGGAUAGCCAUAAAUUCUACAAAAUAGUGCAUCGAGGACUCUCCAUCUCAGAUAUAAAGAACAUGGAGGAAUAUGAGAAGAUAGAACAUGAGGUUAUUUCAAAGUUCUUGGACUGUAAUGACAACGAAGGAACUCCAUUUUCCAUCCAUAAUAUCACAGAACAAGGAUUAGAAAGUUUUCAUAAAAUUGCUGGAGACUGGUAUGGGACCAAUUCAAUCUCACAGGUUAUGAAGCAGCUGAAUAUCAAGCAUAAGCCCUAUGAAGACUUCGAAAUCUGCGUCUUUAAUGAUGGAGUCAUCUUUAAAUAAAGACCUUAUCGAGGCAGGAGCAAGAAUUGUUGAAAAUAAAUCCAGUGCAAUCUGAUCCAGUUCGAGCAACGGAGAUGACUAUUUUGAACAAAAAAGAGGGGGAUUUAACCAAUCUGGAGGUAGCAACGAUAUUGAUAAAUCAGAUUUCAAGCCAAAAUCCGCUCAUUCAGGAUGAAGUGCAGAUAAAGAAGAAUCGAAGUCUAUGUCAGAGGAUACUUCCUGGACUGACAACAGCAAUAACACAUUCAUGUUCGGUAAUAAUGCAAGGAAAUGGGACAAAUGCGUUCUAGUUAUAGUAAACGCUAGACUUGGACUGAAAAAGAUUCCUGAAGAAUCAUAUGGAGAAAUCGCUAGACUCUUCGACAUCCCCCAGAUGAUCGGCUUCAUGGGAGGGAAGGGCAAGUUUGGUCUCUACUUCGUUGGAGUCCAGAAGGAUAAUCUCAUCUUGCUAGACCCCCAUUACAGCCAGGAGACAGUUGCUGAUAGAGACAACAUUGAGACUAAUAGGGAUACUUUCAGGUGAAAAUACUUAAGAACUCUGAAAAUUAAAUAAGAUUGAUCCAUGAAUAGGCAUAGGAUUUAUUAUCAGAAGUCAUAAGGAUUUCCUCAGUGUAGUCUCCAAAGUGGAGGAAUUUAACCAAUCACCAAAUGCUAUUUUUGGCAUCCAAGAUGAACGCUUACGGCCUAAAAGUGGAGUACUGGAGUGGUAGAAGUGAAGCAAGUAAUAAUUUAUGUAAUC